CGGCGGGGCGGGCAGACGGAGGACCGGCAGAAGGGCGACCCAGAGUGCGGGGAUGUGACCGCGCGGGCAGAGAACUCGAGCUCUCCGCCGGGCGGCCCCGGGUUUGAACUCAGGACCUUGUGCUUGCUAGGCAAGUGCAGUACCACUUGAGCCGUGCUUCCAACCCUUCAACUAAGACUCUGAGUCUAAGCUUUUCAUAAAGCCUGACUCCAACUUUGUGCUACGCCCUAACCUAAGCUGCAGUUGAGGUGGGGACAAUAGUGGCCAAAAGCAGCCUCCACGCAAGGUGGAGAUCUGGACUUAGUAGAGAAGGCUGUGGAAGGAGGUAGCAUUCAACCUGAUGGAGUGUGGAAACCAGCUGAAGAAAAGAGACAGGUCCCUGCCCUUGGACACCCAACUCUGCCAGGCCUGGCCAUGGCACUGUGCCUAAAGCAGGUGUUUGCCAAGGACAAGACAUUCCGGCCCCGGAAGCGCUUUGAGCCGGGCACUCAGCGCUUUGAACUCUAUAAGAAGGCACAAGCAUCACUCAAGUCUGGACUAGACCUACGCAGUGUAGUGAGGCUGCCACCCGGAGAGAACAUCGACGACUGGAUCGCUGUGCACGUGGUAGACUUCUUCAACCGUAUCAACCUCAUCUAUGGUACUAUGGCUGAGCACUGCAAUGAGACCAGCUGCCCAGUAAUGGCUGGUGGUCCCCGAUAUGAGUACCGCUGGCAGGAUGAGCGCCAGUACCGGAGGCCUGCCAAGCUUUCUGCGCCACACUAUAUGGCAUUGCUCAUGGACUGGAUCGAGGGCCUCAUCAAUGAUGAGGAUGUCUUUCCCACACGUGUUGGAGUUCCCUUCCCCAAGAACUUCCAGCAGGUCUGCACCAAGAUCCUGACCCGCCUUUUCCGAGUCUUUGUCCACGUCUACAUCCACCACUUUGACAGUAUCCUCAGCAUGGGGGCAGAGGCGCAUGUCAACACCUGCUACAAGCACUUCUACUACUUCAUCCAGGAGUUCAGCCUGGUGGACCAGAGGGAGCUAGAGCCCCUGAGGGAGAUGACAGAGCGAAUCUGUCACUGAGCCCAGACCUGGACAUUGCUGCCCAUCAGAUGGACCAUCUGAAGACAGCAUGGCUACAGGAGGGGACCCUUUGGAAUCUGAUGGUAGAGAAAUCUAAAGGCUCCUAGAACCUCUCCACAUACCCAGUGCCUCUUGACUUCUGGCUCUCAGAAGUCUGCCUAUGUGACCCUCUGAGUGCUUGUGAAUGGAAAAGGGAGGGCUUCAAGUAGGCAACAGAGGAAAGAUGUCUAGGAGUGAGGUAGGCUACCACAUUUAUUCUCUGAUACUUGAGACUUCCCUGGUGGUCCCAAGCCUAUUUGGGAAAUGUGGAUGUGGCUGAGAUGAUGUCAAGAAAGGUGCAAGAGAGUGAGUGCCUAUGUAUGAGUAAGCAGAGAUGCCUGUGUGUCUGUGCCUCUGUGUGGUGUGUGUGUGUUUGUGUGUGUGAUUUUGACUGUGUGUGGGGUCUAGAGCUAGACCCUCCCUGGCACAUAGUAAACCUUCCAUAAAUGUUGGAUGGAUGGAUGGAUGGAUGAAGAGGUUGGGACCCUCAGACCAUGACCACUGUAAAAGUAGUGACAUCUCAGUAUCCCCACUCAGGAUAUCUGAUCAUGUGUGUAAAUGCACAAAAUGUGGCUGUAGAUGUAGUUCUACAGUUAAACCCUCCAGGCUUCCUAUUAACAUGAGUCCUGGGAAGCGGGGUGGAGAUUGGAAGGGGGAAACUUACCCUGAGUUCCUUAAACCCUUGACCCACCACACAGGUGGUUUCUGAUAUGCUCAGUCAGGGAUGCUCAACAACUGUCACUUCUCCAUGCCUCCGGGAGGGCCUGAUAAUAGCUUCCUGGGGGGGGUCUGUGGAUGAUUCCUCAUGUCAGUAAAGGUCCCCUGGCUCUUAAACUGGGACUCAUAUAUUCUGAUGUAGCUACCAGAAUCUACAGACUUGCUCCUAGGACCCAAAGUCCAGCACAAAAUAAUAUUCCAGCAAAGAAAGUAGGACUUGAAUUAGGAUCACGUAGCUGGUGGAGAAUCCCUAUCCUAAAAGUAACUGCCUCCUUCCCAACCAUCCCUGAGACAUUCCAGCUACUUGGAUCCCCAGGCACACUAUCCAGAGAGGCUGGGAUGUUCAUUCAGCACCCUGUUACUUAGUUCCUCCAUGACCAGCCCUGUGCCCAAACCCACAAAUGGGAAAUGGAGGCAGGAGCAGACUUUUUCACUCCCAGAGCCUCUACCCUGGGAGACCAGGAUGGAGAACCAGAAGGACCUGAGAAUCAUCCAGUCUCAGCCUCUCAAAAUGCAAAGGAGGAAAGUGAAGCCAGGAGAAGAGGAAGAAACUGGCCAAGGCCUCAGAGUGAGACUAUUGCAAAACUGGAGCAAAAAUGAGGAGUCUUCACUCUCACCCCAGGACUGGUUGCUAUACAGAGAAAGGGUUUGACAGACCCUCUCCUGUUCCUGCUCUGAGCAAGGAUUUCUAGCCUGAUGCCAGAGAGCCCCACCACCCUAGGGUUGGCUGGGGUUGGACACUGAGCCAAGCCUCCAAAAUCAUGCACCUCUUGAUGGCCUAGAAACGCCUGCCCUCUGGGGAAACAGAUGGGGCUCUCAGGACCAGCCAGCUGGGCCUGGGACUUCUGCCUUUGCUGCCUCUAGAGAAAUUACCAAGGGAAACAUGCCUUGCCAGCAGUUCUGGACUGAGGGGAGUAGAGGCUUCCCCAGAGUGGUCUUUAACUUCCUGAUGGAUUCUAGGCUGUGGC
This is a messenger RNA of Castor canadensis (American beaver), 2789 nucleotides long. It is a transcript of the gene Mob3c, whose product is annotated as MOB kinase activator 3C. The record is from RefSeq and is a predicted model, not a curated record. Lineage: Eukaryota; Metazoa; Chordata; Mammalia; Rodentia; Castoridae.